Messenger RNA from Colletotrichum costaricense, 2220 nucleotides. RefSeq lists its product as uncharacterized. Gene Ontology annotation, molecular function: ATP hydrolysis activity; ATP binding. The transcript has 6 exons. Lineage: Eukaryota; Fungi; Ascomycota; Sordariomycetes; Glomerellales; Glomerellaceae. The record is from RefSeq and is a predicted model, not a curated record. The coding region runs from base 1 to 2220 and encodes 739 amino acids.
AUGUCUGCUGAGUCUAUUAUUAACGAGGCGUUGAAGGGUGAUGAGGACUUCUCGGUCAUCGAACGCUUAGCUGAUGCUAUUCGCAUCGAGGAAGACGUUCAAAUCAGCCAGGAGGACCGCAAGGAGAUCAUCCAGGAUCUCUACGAGGGCCCGAAGAAAUGCCAAUGUUGCAUCAACUGGAUGGACGAAUGUCCCCACGGCGUUGAUCUAACGGAAGUCGAUAAAGACGAUGAGGAUGAAAGCGGCAGCCCCCUGGUCAUCCGACGUCGAGUGAAUGCCGGCCGUACUGGCACAAUCAUUUCCAUUCACUCAAUCGAGAUUCGACAUGCGGCCACUCGAAAAGUUUUGAUCGACGUCUUCAAGCCUUACGACAACAUCGUGCAACGAGUGAAAUAUCUCACAUUUUUGGCACCCUUCCACCAGUUCUUCUGGCGCUGGGAGCGCUUCGAGAAAGCUGUCGCAGAGGAGAAGGACGAAAUCGUGAAGAAGAUCUUGGCCAUUCUGAGGGGAUUGGUCAAGCGUGAACUAGCAGGGGCAUUUGCAGUCAACAAGGAACUCGUCAGCCACGGAGUCAUCACAUUCAACUACCUCUGGAUCUUGUUCGCGCCCGGAGAGCUGAUAUACUCGGCUGAUGAUAGUCACGACCGCUUCUACGUCCUUCGGUCAUGCUCCUCGAGAGACAUCGCGAUCGACCUGAGUCUCUCCUACAUCGCCUGGGGUUUCCCAGCCAUGCAGUUCGGUACGGUCCACGAGGACAUCCCCAUUGACAAUUUCCUAGGGACUCGCUCAAUCGAAAGCCUGCCUGCUUUUCCCGCCAAGUAUCUCCGCGACUUCUCAGGAAUGCAAGCAAAGCUGGUAGGAAGAGGCCGCAAGUACGCGAGUUUGGCUGGUACUCAUUACAAGGCAUACCAUCCAGCGGGGGAUGAUCCUAAAUCCGAGCUUCGUGUGAUGAUCGAUCCCAGUCACAGAAGAGUAUAUCUCUCAGCCUACGUCGACGAUGGACGCAAAGAAAGACUUCAGCCGCUUUUCAGCCAGUACACCGACCUCAUCAAUCAGUCACCAGUGGACUCCCCUCCCCCAAAUGGCAUACACAUCCCUCUGGAAGAGUACAUUGAUGAGUGGGACGAGAGACCGAGAGGCGGUCGCCGGCCGAUGCGUCACCCCGCGCCUCGACGAGUGUCCCCGUAUUAUCCACCUGUCGCGCCCAGACGAAGAUCCCCGGUCGUGAUCGAGACUGUCCGAAGGCGCCGGAGUAUCUCUCCGGAAUUCAGGCUACGUGAUGAGGAUAUUGAGGAGAAUUCCAGGAAACACCUUACAGAGUUUCAUUUACAGCUCAUGGACCCCGAGGUCGAUGGAUUUGAUCUCAAGGAGAAGACUUGGAGGAGCUUUGAAGUAGACCGGAUUCACGAUAUCGAAUGGAACACGAAGCCCUUCGAGAGUCUGGUGCUGCCUGAAGGAUACAAGGAUCUCAUACUGGCUUUCGUUGAGAGUCAAGUCAAGGAUAAGGUUGCAUUCGAUGAUGUCAUAAACGGAAAGGGUGGUGGGCUUGUAGCCUUGCUUGCCGGGGACCCAGGUGUCGGCAAGACUCUUACUGCCGAGUCUGUUGCCGAGAAGAUACAGGCUCCCCUAUUCAAGAUGGAGUUAGGAGAUUACCAUGAGGACGACCGCGACAAUGACGCUGUCCCAGUACGCUAUGAUGACCGGAACCGAUCCUUGAGUCCCCGUCCCCGAGAUCCUGAUCGUUCAAUGAGCUUCACAACUGCAUUUGAACUUGCUGCUCGCUGGGGAGCCGUUCUACUGAUUGACGAGUGUGACAUGUAUUUGGAGAAGCGUAGUGAUGCUUCGACCAAACGAAACAGAAUGGUGUCCCGCUUCUUGAAAGAACUCGAGUACUACCCGUCUCUUCUCUUCCUGACGACCAACCGCGAGCGGUCCCUUGACCCUGCCAUCUACUCCCGUGUCCAUCUCAAUAUCAACUACCCCGCCUUAGACGAACCCUCUCGUCUGAAAAUUUGGCAGACGUUCCUGGACAAGAACAACUCAACCAUGUCAGAGAGUGAAUUUGGAUCUCUGUCAAGGAUCAAUGUGAAUGGUCGGCGCAUUCGGAACAUUGUGAGGACAGCUGGUAUCAUGGCAAAGAAAGACGGAAGAGCGGUGAACUUUGAUGACGUUAGAAAGGUCAUGAAGAUCACAGAGGGGAUAGAUAUCGAGGACUCUUAG